ACGAUUAUGUUUCAGUGUUCAAUUCAACUUGCCGAGCACCAGCAGAAGUCUCUCGACAUGAUGUCUGCCAGGAUUCCCAGUUUGUCUUUUACUAUUUUAUUCGUUUUCCUCUUUGCUGAAAUAUUAUGUAUGCCACAGUACAACGAGUACAACACUGUAGGCAUACGGAGUAAUCCGUCUUGUUGGCCGCCAUAUGUAUACGGAAAUUGUGCCCCUCUUCUUACUAGCAGCAGCAGUAUCCACACCCAAGAUCAAAACGUAGGGUACUAUGGCGCACGCCCCUAUGACUCUAGUUCGGCUUCCAUUUGGUUCAAACCAAAGCCGCCUCCCUGUCCGAGGAAUUAUGCGCGUAAUCGAUCAGGUUAUUGCGUUAUUCCAACGUAUGGUUAGAACUCAAUUGAAGCACAGAAAAAGUCGCGGGAUAAUUAAGCGAUUGCGAAAAACUUUAAAAUUGUUGUGCUUGUUCGGCAACUAAUAUCAAUUUUCGUUUUUAUUUCAAAAAAAUUAGAUAUUAAUAAAGAAAAGUUUCAUAAUUUUUAAA
Molecule: messenger RNA, 541 nt
Organism: Daphnia pulex (common water flea)
Lineage: Eukaryota; Metazoa; Arthropoda; Branchiopoda; Diplostraca; Daphniidae
Exons: 3
Coding region: 7-390 (127 amino acids)
Source: RefSeq, a predicted model, not a curated record